This is a messenger RNA of Helianthus annuus (common sunflower), 1878 nucleotides long. RefSeq names its product protein AUXIN SIGNALING F-BOX 2. Gene Ontology annotation, cellular component: SCF ubiquitin ligase complex. The coding region runs from base 182 to 1237 and encodes 351 amino acids. NCBI's taxonomy places the organism in Eukaryota, Viridiplantae, Streptophyta, Magnoliopsida, Asterales, Asteraceae. The transcript has 4 exons. Gene Ontology annotation, biological process: SCF-dependent proteasomal ubiquitin-dependent protein catabolic process. The record is from RefSeq and is a predicted model, not a curated record.
AACUCGAAAACAGUUGUUCAACUUCAGAACUUUCUGCCAAAAUCUCCGUCACAUUUCCUCCCAAACAAAUCAAAAAUUCCAACAAGACCAUAACCUUCACAGGUCAACACUUCAACCCCUUUAAAACCAUCUAUCAAAACCUCAAAACAAUCACCUCAAAAUUCAAAAUUCGGAUCAAACCAUGCCUCAUCUCCCCGAAUCACUCCUCGAAAUCAUCAUCAACAACCUCACCUCCAAUCUUGAUCGCAAUUCAGCUUCAUUAGUCAACAAACAAUGGUACAGAAUCGACCGAAACACUCGUAGAACCGUCUACGUGUCCAAUUGUCACGCAGUGGUUCCAACACGAGUGAUCGAACGGUUCCCGAACCUCCGAUCGCUCGUCUUGAACGGCCGAUCGGGGGUUGUGUAUCCCAGGUUUGUUGAUAAUGAUUGGGAUGGGACCGUUGAUCCGUGGGUUAAGGUUAUGUCCGAAAGGUGUCCCAUGUUGGAGCAUCUUAAGUUAAAGCGGAUGGUUGUGUCGGAUCAGAUGUUACAGAUGGUUUCGACCUGUUUUCGCGGGUUUAAGUCGUUGGUUUUGUGUUCCUGUUCCGGGUUUACUAUUGUUGGUCUUUCGGCUAUCGCAUCUAAUUGCGGGAAUCUUGAGCGAUUGGAAGUGGAAAGAUGUGCCGUUGUCGAUCACACCGGACAGUGGCUUCGCCGCUUCCCAGAGACUUUAUCUUCACUCGUAUCGUUAAACAUCUCAUGCAUUCGAGGAUUAAUAAAUCCGACAGAUCUUUCACAACUAGUGGCUAGGUGUCCGAAUCUAUCGACUCUUUCGUUACGCAAAACAGUGUCUAUCGACACCAUUCGAAGAAUCUUGAUGAAAUCACCUCAACUGGUACACUUGGGUGUCGGAUGUACGCUUCAAAACACACAGACAUCUUUUCUGCAGCUGUCACUGUCGUUACACAACCGUGAACCGAUCCAAAGCCUCACGUUUUUCCAUCGGAUUCCCACCAUGUUAAUACAUGCUCUUUAUCCCGUCUGCUCGAAUCUUGUUUUUCUGAAUGUGAGGUUUGCUGCAAGUCUUACGAUCGUUGAGCUGGUCAAUUUCAUAAAGAAAUGCACAACGCUUAGACGUUUAUGGGGUAUUGUUGGUGUCCCUAGUGAGUUUACCGGUAACAGGUUCGAGGAGAUUGCAUUGGAGAUGAAGGUCUUGAAGCUGUGUCCAACAACUGUAAAAACCUUGAAGACUUGAGGGUAUUUCAGGGAGGAGGAGGAGGUAUUGUCGUAACAGAAGUGGGUUUAACUGCGAUAUCCAUCGGCUGUCAAAAGCUUAAAAAGUUAACCUACUGUUGUAGUCAAAUGACGAAUUCGGCCCUGGUAACUUUUUCGAAGAAUUGCCCAGACAUCACUCGGUUUAAACUAAUCAUCUCGACGCCAAAACAUCCCGACCACACGACUCUUCAACCGUUUGAUCACGGGUAUGGUGCCAUUGUGGAAUCAUGCAAGGACCUCAAGAAGUUGACUGCCUCGGGACUUUUGACGAACGAUGUUUUUCUUUAUAUUGGUAUGUAUGCAGAAAGAUUGGAGGUGCUUUCUGUACCGAGCGGAUGUGAAAGUGAUGCGGGAAUAGAGUAUGUGUUCAACGGGUGCAAGAACUUGAAGAAGGUUGAGAUCAACACCUUUUCGUUUCUUGAUGACGCGCUUUCAGCUCAUAUUUAUGAUUAUUAAACUAUCAUCUCGCGUUGGAUGAGUUUGGUUUAGGCUUUUCUUUGAGGGAUUUAGGAUUUUUUUUUUAUCGAAGUAUAGAAUAAACCGUAACAAAUUUUAUUUAUUAUAAAAAGUUGUACCAACAUGUGUGUGUUACAUUUCGUAGCCGAGCUUUAGUUAUGUUUA